AACAAGGACUUACAAGUUUCACAUGGCACUUCCUCCUACUUUCAAGUUUCAUAGUAUCACUACUCUCUUCUUCAUUCCCAGAAAAAAAAAAUUCACACUGGAAGCUUCUUCCCCUCUCUCGAAUUGCACUUUCAGGUAAAUACUCUGAAUGGUCUCGCCUGAGGCAUCGCAUUUCCAAUCAUCUCCGAUGGCAAAAUACGCCGGAGCAAGAACCAGACCAUUCAUCUGUUACAACGACGUCGUUCUCUUCCUCGGCGGAGCUUUUAUGUCUCUCAUCCUCGUCUGGUCUUUCUUCUCCUUCUCGAACUCCCCAAACCUCACCUUCUCAAUCUCAGCCGACAAAACCGACGAGUCCACCAAAUGCACCCGCGGAAUCGAUAUGCGGUACGAUCCAACCGACCCGGUUUUCUACGACGACCCGGAUCUAUCCUACACAAUCGAAAAACCGGUUAAGAACUGGGACGAGAAGCGCAAACGUUGGUUAGAGCUACACCCCUCCUUCAUCCCCGGUUCCGAGAACCGGACGGUUAUGAUAACCGGUUCGCAAUCCGGUCCGUGUAAAAACCCGAUCGGAGACCAUCUGCUGCUCCGGUUCUUCAAGAACAAAGUCGACUACUGCCGAAUCCACGGCCACGACAUCUUCUACAGCAACGCGCUUCUCCACCCGAAGAUGAGAUCGUUCUGGGCGAAGCUCCCGGCGGUUAAGGCGGCGAUGAUCGCUCACCCGGAGGCGGAGUGGAUCUGGUGGGUCGAUUCCGACGCUCUCUUCACCGACAUGGAUUUCUCUCCGCCGUUUCACCGUUACCGGAGCUAUAAUCUCGUCGUUCACGGCUGGCCUGGACUUGUUUACGAUGAUCGGAGCUGGACGGCGCUAAACGCCGGCGUUUUUCUUAUUAGAAACUGUCAGUGGUCGAUGGAGCUUAUCGACACGUGGACGAGCAUGGGCCCGGUGAGUCCUGAUUAUGUUAAGUGGGGGGAGAUCCAACGGUCGAUAUUUAAAGAUAAGCUGUUUCCGGAAUCGGACGAUCAGACGGCUCUUAUCUAUCUGCUGUUUAAACACAAGGAGGAGUAUUAUCCCAAGAUAUACCUCGAAGGGGAUUAUUAUUUCGAAGGGUAUUGGUUAGAGAUCGUACCGGGUUUAGCCAACAUAACCGAGAGGUACCUCGAGAUGGAGCGGGAGGACGCCACGUUGCGGAGGAGACACGCGGAGAAAGUGAGUGAGCGAUACGGUGCGUUUCGAGAGGAGAGGUUUCUCCGUGGAGAAAGUGGCGGGAAAGGGAGUAGGCGGAGACCGUUCAUCACGCAUUUCACGGGGUGUCAGCCUUGUAAUGGGGACCACAAUAAGAUGUACGAUGGUGACACGUGCUGGAAUAGCAUGAUCAAAGCCAUUAAUUUUGCUGACAAUCAAGUGAUGCGUAGGUAUGGGUUCGUACACUCGGAUCUAGGGAAGACGUCUCCUCUUCAACCUGUACCGUUUGAUUAUCCUGAUGAGCCCUGGUGAUUUUUUUUAAAUGAAAUUUUAUCCCUAUGUGGCUCUUGUUGUGUGUUUUAAUUUUGUUUUUGAACUCUUUAGAUGGUGGUUUUAUAAUUUUAUAUGAGUUUACUAUUAUAAUAUAUGAUUUGGGAAUC
Messenger RNA from Raphanus sativus (radish), 1629 nucleotides. Its product is annotated as putative glycosyltransferase 7. Gene Ontology annotation, cellular component: trans-Golgi network; membrane; endosome. Bases 149 to 1501 code for a protein of 450 amino acids. The transcript is spliced from 2 exons. NCBI's taxonomy places the organism in Eukaryota, Viridiplantae, Streptophyta, Magnoliopsida, Brassicales, Brassicaceae. The record is from RefSeq and is a predicted model, not a curated record. Gene Ontology annotation, molecular function: galactosyltransferase activity.